CUGCCAUACUGAUUUAUUUGUUUAGAUUUUUUUUUGACUGCGUAUAAGGAGAUUCUUUGCUUCAAUUGCUACCUAGCUUUAAUCACUGAAUGGGUGUUGCCUCAUUCAGACUGAGACCUGUUGAAGAUCGUAGCUAAAAAAGGCCCCGGUCUGGACGCAGGAGGCUCUGGAGGGUAAAGUGAGGUAGUGACCUUGCCCAGCCCUCCCUCACUGAAAUCCGGUUCACAUGCACGUCACGGCAUCCCCUCCCUGAUGUCAUGAUCCUCUUGGAGAACCAAGGACAACAAGUCACUGGAUUGCGGAGUGCAGUAGGGAAGGCUGGGAAGGCAGGAGAGGGACCCUGGAUUAGGUUUCUGGAGGUAAUGGGGGCCCUACAAUUUGGCAGGUGUAAACAGCUCAGCAUCCUAGCUCGGUUUCCCCAUUCCUAACAGAUGCGUGUGUUGCGCGGAUGGGAGGGGAGCUGGCACAGAGCCAGCUCGGCUCCAAGAGGGAGCCGCCCUUCCUCCCUUCCUCCCUCCCACUCACUCACACGCUCCAGAAUUCCCCAGAGCUCCAGGGCCACAGAGCCCCGCCCCCAGGGCGGGGCCAGAUCUAGUCCCUCCCCCUUACAACUGCGUCACUUUGCCCCACCCCCUUCGUCACUCACUCGGCUCGCGAGCUUCGCCAGGAGGCGGGAGCCCCGGCCUGUGGGCGGGGCCGGCGACGGGGAAGUUUGUCCCCGGUCGCGCGCCGUCCAUGGCCAGAGCGCCUGCGCUUCUCCGGUGGCGGCAGCCGGGGACGGAGCCGAAGCGUGAAGAGGAGGCGGCAGCGGCGGCGACAGCGGCAGCGGCAGCGGCGGCGGGAAGCAGCGGAAGGCAGGAGACGGCCCAGGCUCGGCCUCGAGGAAUGGCGUUCCGGCAGGCACUGAAGCUGGCGGCUUGCGGGCUGGCGGGGGGCUCCGCCGCUGUACUCUUCUCGGCCGUGGCCGUGGGGAAGCCGCGCGGAACGGGCGCCUCGGACGCGGAGUCCCGGUGGGCCAGCCCGGAAGCCCCGACGUGGGCGGAGCGGGUGCGCCCCGGGCCCACUCGCGGUGUGUGGGACAGCAACUGGGACAAGCGAGAACCCCGGUCACUUAUCAACUUGAGGAAAAGAAGCACAGAAACUGGUGAGGAGGAGAUAACAUCCAAACUUGAUAACCUCAAAGCCAGAGCCACUCGCCACAUCUUCCUGAUCAGGCAUUCCCAAUAUAAUUUGGACGGCUCCCUCGAUAAGGAUCGAACUCUGACUGAAUUGGGUCGUGAACAGGCCGAACUGACUGGUUAUCGAUUAGCCAGUUUGGGUGUGAAGUUCGAUAAAAUUGUGCACUCUUCCAUGACCCGGGCCAUAGAAACAACUGACAUCAUCUCCAAACACUUGCCGGGAGUCAAUCGAGUCAGCACUGACUUGCUACGGGAAGGUGCUCCCAUUGAACCCGACCCUCCUGUAUCUGACUGGAAGCCAGAAGCCCGGCAGUAUUACGAGGAUGGCGCCCGUAUUGAGGCUGCAUUUCGGAACUUCAUCCACCGUGCAGAUGCCAAGCAGGAGGAGGACAGCUAUGAAAUCUUUGUGUGUCACGCCAAUGUCAUCCGCUACAUCGUCUGCAGAGCACUACAGUUCCCUCCAGAAGGCUGGUUGCGGAUGUCCCUUAAUAAUGGCAGUAUAACUCAUCUGGUAAUCCGUCCAAGUGGAAGGGUGGCACUAAGGACUCUGGGGGACAGUGGAUUCAUGCCCCCUGACAAAAUCACCCGCACUUGAAACGGCCAUCUUAGCAGUCGUCAGCUGCGUGUCCAUUCAUCCAGACUCGUCUUUGUUUGUAAUGUUUGGCUAGAAUGCUGCAUCUUCAAAAGUAUUUGGAUUUCCCUCCUGUUUUUCCUUUGCUGGCUAUCCUUCUGUCCUGAAGAGAUGAAACCGUGCUUAAAUGCUGCAUUUCUGUCAAAGGCCUUACUGGCCAGGGAGGAUGAAGACACCACUGGGACAGAUAAGACGUCACAGGGUUCAGAAGGCUCUGGAUAUAGAGAAAUUGCCUCUCUUUGACCAAAGCUUUUUUGUGUGUUUGAAGGGAAUAAAGUAGGAUAGGAGUUAGAAGUUAUAUAUUUUCUAUACAUUUGAAUGUAGCAUGAUGUUACGGAUGUGCAAGUCACACACAAGUAAAUUUUCAUUAUGAGAUCUCGCCAACAGCUAAAUUUCCUGCCAUCUGAGUCAGUCUGUCCUUUUGAAACUAAAGCCUUCUUUCAGGUAGCAGUGUGCCAGCACUGGUUACAGCUGCUUAACAGUGGGACAGUCUGGUAUGAUCAAUCAUGCAGUUGAAGAACAGUUCAGGCUAGUUCAAGUGAUUCCUAGAUCUCUAGAUUAUUACUUAAUUCAUUCUCCGAAAGACAGGUAUCUAAUAUAAAGCUUUCUCACCAUUUUUCUAAGCCCUUACCACCUGGUUUGAAAACCCACUUCUUAGCACAGUUCUAACUUGUAAAAGCUGCUGGGAUGGAUAACAAGACAGCUCCACCUCUCUGGAUGCUCCUAGAAGAGCUGAGCUUUCCUAAGCCUGUGAGAUGAUAUACAUGUACCCCUUAGAAUGAGGCUUGUUUGAGACAAGAAGUCUGCUAGUGCAGAGACUUUUUGUCCAGCUGAAGAAAAGCCACUGGUGUGUACCUAAGCUGAACAGUUUGACAAGUGUUUGGGGGGAGGAGGGAAUGGCCUAUUAGGUUUAUAGUUCUUUUUUAAACAAAGACCUAAUACUAGAAAAGAUGAUCUAGUUAAAAGAUCUAUUAAUGGCCCAAACUAAGUCUUUGCUUAACAUCAGAACUGGGGUGCCUCUGGUUGUUGCUAAUUAAUGUCUUAUACCAAUUAAGGAUUCAGUCACCAGUAACCCUUAAGUGCUUUGGGGUAUUUAGACAAAAAGUGUCUGUUCCAAAUAAUCUUUGUCCACAAAUGUCUUAAUUCAGGUAAAACAAGGUGGUAGGAAAAUUACUGUGAAAGUGGUCAUGAGAUUUUACUGCAAUCAAUCAAUGCAAACAAUUGGGAUAACAUCAUUUUAUCAAUCGACUUUUUUAACGUUUACACAAUAAAUUGUUUUUAUUUUA
Messenger RNA from Antechinus flavipes (yellow-footed antechinus), 3095 nucleotides. RefSeq names its product PGAM family member 5, mitochondrial serine/threonine protein phosphatase (gene PGAM5). The transcript is spliced from 6 exons. Gene Ontology annotation, cellular component: mitochondrion. The record is from RefSeq and is a predicted model, not a curated record. Gene Ontology annotation, biological process: positive regulation of mitochondrial fission. The coding region runs from base 736 to 1773 and encodes 345 amino acids. NCBI's taxonomy places the organism in Eukaryota, Metazoa, Chordata, Mammalia, Dasyuromorphia, Dasyuridae.